AUGACAAUGAAUAGAGAGGAUGAUUCGUUGCAGUGUUUUGAUAGGGAAUAUCUAUCUUUGGAUUUUCAAAAGAAUUUGAUUCGGGCCUUGAAGAUCAAUGCAGAGAUGGAAAAGAAAUUUAAUUCUGGUCCGAUAUCAGAAGUAAAACUGGAUUUGAAUUAUUUGGAAGAUUUUUUCAAAACGUGCUUUGAUGUUGUUAAACCCAUCAGAAAGGCAUGGAAAUUACUAUCAAUGAUGGCUCUCAACUCACCCUCCAUGAAUUUUGAAGACCUACGGAAGGAACAAAUCAUGAUACAAAACAUUUAUCUCAAGUUGUUUGAUGAUAAGCUAGUACAUCGGUUUGCAACAGCAAAAGUAGUCAUUUUGAAAUAUUGGAACAAAAUCAUGUCCGAUUACGAGAAAAUACAUGAGUAUUCAUGUGAAUUAUUUCGCUCUCAAAUCAAUCGAGUUCUUGAAGUUGUCAACCAAAUGAACCUCCUCUCAUUAGAGUAUCUCCAACUGAUUAAUACGCUGAAACAAUACUUUUUAGAUUCAUGGUUUUUGAAUAUGCGGCCGAGUGUAAUGAGCUCAUCUUUUGACAAAUUUUGUGAACAAUUCAAUAAUGUGGAAAUCUCGUUAGAAUCGUUCAUAAUUUCCUCACAAGAAUUAAUGAAAUGCGCCGCCGAUGUUCGAUUAGAGAGAAUUUACAAUAUAGAAGGACGAAUUCCAAUUAAGAAACUCAGUCUCUUGGAUACUGUAGAUUUAAAUGCCAUUGACACUAGUUUUGUUUUUCAUUCUCCAAGAUCAUUUACAUCUCCGAGAGCAAACUCAACUACUAUUUUAUCUUGUGGAAACACAUCGGCCGAUCUUAGUAGCCCUCCCCAAGAGUAUUUUGCAUUUCCAAAGAAACAGCAACAAAUAGAUAACAUGAACUCGUCCCGUAUUCGAGUACAAAAACAAAUUACAAUGAAUUGGGAGGAUUGUAAAAAAUAUUUAGAAGGAUUAAUUUCGGAAGAGUUUGUCUACAUCAGUGGAGUGACAGAAAUUAUUAAGGAAAAGCUGAAACAAGUGUCUUUACCGUUUUUAACAUGUGGUUCAGUCCGAAUGUUGAUGAAUCCUGAUUUUUCGAGUCUUCAGUAUGGACAUAUCGCAGAAAAUAGAAAGAACUUUCAACAGUCCAUCAGCAAUUCAAAGACUUUAAACAUGUCCACACUAUCUGCUUGCACUAGCAUAGAUGCACACGAACAGGAUUCCUUAGUCUCUAAAGACAUUUUCAGACUCGAUACUGAACGAAUUAAUUCGGCCACUAGUGAUGAUUUAUUUGACUACAAUAGCACCUUGAAACAAAUUGAAGACAUGAACAUUUCUUUUUUGCAGAUGGGUGAAGUGUUCUUUCCCUCGUUAGAAGAGAAGAAUGUUGAAAGUUUGACUUUGUUUUAUGUCGAGUACUUGAAUAAUAGAAUUUUUUCAAUGGUUCACGGAGAGAGUUCAAUUAAUGAGCCGUCAACAUCAUCGAAUGAAAGAGUAGAGCCAUUGAGUAUUAAGAAAAAAGAUGAGCCACUGUGCAAACCCAUUCUUCACUGUGUGCAUGAGAGUAUACGACUGGCAAAACGUCAAUCUACUAAGGAAAAUUUAAACCAUUCUCAUGUGACAACCGUGUCACCACGAAAAAUUCUACAACAAGGUUUUCAUGGGUGCAACUCUGCUUUUUUUAACCUUCUAUUUACUAGUCUAAAAUAUAUGUCCAUUGAUAAAUACGUUUCUAGUGGAAAGAGAAAUGAAGAUACUUCUGUUAAUUGUGUAGAAGAAGAGGAUUUUCCUUCUAUUUAUCGGAUGUUGUUUGGUUUUGCCCCCAACUCGCACAAAAAGAGCUCCGAUCCAACCAUGAGGCACAGUCUGAACGAUCUCAGGAAUAGUUUGGGGAAAUCGAAAACAAACUUACAUCAAAAUAAUGAUCAGCUCAUUGACUGGAUUCAAGAAAAUCGUUUUGAAUUAUUUAGCAUUUUUCAAAUGAUUGCCAAUUUUACUCAUUUCAAAAUUCAAGAACUCAGGAGAGCUAAGGAAUGCAAAAUGGAUUGUGUCACUCUCUCCUCCGAUCUCUAUGCCCUCCUUGAAUUUCUUUACCAUUUGGUGCAGGUAUUACAAGGAUCUACGCAUGUUCGUACUUAUGGAUUUCAGAGCCAUCUCGACAAAUCUUGCACUCACGCUCUCACAGAAACAAACUGUCUCUUGAUGCUAAAAUCCUUGCUUAAUGGAAUGAAAAGAGGUGUGGGAAUGAUUACUGACUGUUUUUUCUCUUCUCUCAGAAAUGAGCUAGAUGAACAAAUAGAACGACUCUUUCAGGAGAGUGAUUUCAACUUUGGAAAGUACUAUUCACAGUUUCAAAAACCGACCAAACCAGGCAACAAGAGAAGAAUUGUUCCCAUGAAAACGGACAAGAAAAGCCUAGUUGAACAAUGCUUUGAAAUAGUUAUUCCUUUCAUCAAUGCUGUCAGAGAAAACGAAACCUUCAGUGACGAGGUUCGAAGUGAAUUCUGUGAAAAGUGUUGCAGAAUGGUUGUCAACACCUAUGUCGGCUUUAUUGAAAAACAUCACGAGGACAAUAUUGCGUCUUUGAGCAAGAAAAGAGCAAGCGAGAGAGUUAAGACUGUCAACAAAUUGACCGUUUCGCUUUUGGAUCAAUUGGCCGAAGACAAAUUCACAAUUAUGAAAUCGUUGGAUCAAAUUUCGAAACCGACCAUGGAUGCCACAUUGAGAGACUCCAUACUGCGAAAUAAAAUACUAAGCUUAAGAGAAACCAAAUAA
Molecule: messenger RNA, 2784 nt
Organism: Naegleria fowleri
Lineage: Eukaryota; Heterolobosea; Eutetramitea; Acrasida; Naegleriidae
Exons: 3
Coding region: 1-2784 (927 amino acids)
Source: RefSeq, a predicted model, not a curated record